AUGAUCAUGAACCGGAAAACGCCCAAAAUUGAUUCCAUGAUCGCGGUCGCACUCGUGAGUUCCUUUUCUGAGGCAGCCCACGCCCUCCGCACCGCCCCCCCAGUCUCCCCGCAAGAACUCGUCCAUGCACUUCAUGUGCUGCAACAGCUUGCCUCCAGUGAAGGCAGGCCAGUGCACUUGCCGGAGGCUCAGUUGCUCCUCAGCCUGUCUGCUGCUGUGUCCAGCCUGCCUGCCAGCGCUCGCGUGCAUCUACCUUGGGCCUGGGGCCAAACCGUGCAACCUGACGGCUACAUCCCGGCAACCGCCCAGGAAGCCAUCCUUCAUGCGUUUCUUGGGGAAGCAGCUGCGUCCAGGCGGCCCCCAUGCCCAGCACCCCGACGAGCCUCCCAGUUCAAGCUCCUCGAGCUCGAGCAGCUCGGCGCCUCCAGGGUUGAGCCAACCAUUCCUCUUCAGCCCAGCCCUGAUGCACCUUCCAGCGAACACGACUCCGGAACUGACGCUCGGUUGGGCUACCGGGCCUCCUUGGCGAACCUUGACCCCUUCACAGCUGAGGAGAUCCUAGCGCGGCCGUGCUGCCUGUUUCGGGUUCCGCCGCAGUUUUGCAAAGGUGUGUUGCGAAAGUCCCUCCAUCUGGUGUUGGAUUUGAUCCGGUCGAGCGCUCGCGCCCCUGGCGACGCGUCUGGACCCGACUCGGUCCGGGCCUGGAAGCUUUGGUUUCUCCUCCCGCGCAUGCUUUUGCACAGGCCUUCUUGCGGGGUGAAUCCCCCGCCCUCGCCUCCUGUUGCCGCUGGCGACCGCCCUGCCGCGUCUGACGAGGCACGGGCAAGGCGAGCAGUGCACCUCGCACACCUGGGUGAGUUGUCAGCCGCCCGUCAAGCGCUGACGGCUGACCCGCUCACGCCAGCCACUGAUGCCACUUUUGAGCACCUCUCUGACCCGAAUCGCCGCCCCCCCGAACCGUAUGGACCCCUUGACCCCGAGUUGCUCGCGUGGGCGCCGGCGUCACCUGUUGCGCUUGACCGUGCCGCGUUGCUCACUACUUGCGCCGGGCCCGCAAAGGGGCUGCACCAGGGCCGUCAGGCUUCACUGCUGAGGCAGUACGUGUAG
This is a messenger RNA of Symbiodinium natans, 1107 nucleotides long. NCBI's taxonomy places the organism in Eukaryota, Dinophyceae, Suessiales, Symbiodiniaceae. The record is from the annotation of a GenBank genome assembly.